GGCCGGCGUGCGGAUUUUGCCGUCCUUUGUGCGGUCGCUUGAAGCAUGAACGAGAGCAGGAUGAACAUGGCGCCCGCUCAGUCAACGAUGGCCUGGGGCACCGGUGCCGCGGAGUCCAGCAGGCCCGCCCGCGACAGUCCGCAGCCGCCCAAGGGGGGCCGUUGGGAGCGGCCACGCGGUCCCGCAGCAGUGGACCCGGUGAUGGAGCAGCUCUCGUACCUGCGCGGCCCCACCAGCGGGCUCGAGACACGCGCCACCGUGGAGCCCAAGAAGUUCACCGGUCGGUGCCGCCUGUUCGUCGGAAAUCUGCCCAACAACUUCACCGAAGAUCAGUUCCGGAAGCUCUUCGAGGACUACGGCGAAGUGGCCGAGAUUUUUCUCAACACCGCCAAAGGCUUCGGCUUCGUCAAGCUGGAUACUCGGCAGAAUGCUGAAGCAGCUAAGGCUGCCUUGGAUUUCAUGCCAAUGCAGCAAAAACCACUGCGUGUGCGCUUUGCCACCCACGGGGCGGCCCUCAAGGUGAAGAAUUUCAGCCAGUGGGUGACCAAUGAGCUCCUGGAGCUUGCCUUCUCCGUCUUUGGAGAGGUGGAAAGAGCUGUGGUCAUUGUGGAUGAUCGUGGUCGCUCGGUCGGUGAAGGCAUUGUGGAGUUCUCACGCAAACAGGCAGCCCAGCAGGCCCUGAAACGCUGUUCGGAGGAGUGCUUUAUCUUGACAAGCACCCCUCGUCCCGUGGUGGUUGAACCCCUGGAGCAGCGUGAUGAAGACGACGGCCUGCCCGAGAUGAACUUCCAGCCAAACAACAAGCAGUUCCAGAAGGAGCGUGAGGCGGGUCCCCGGCUGGCUGAGGUCGGCUCAUUCGAAUACGAGUUUGCCAUGCGCUGGAAGAAGCUGUAUGAGGAUGAACGGGCGCGUCAUGAGCAGCUGGAGCAGGACAUCCUGUCGUGCCGUCGCUCACUCGAGGACCAAAUGGAGGCCCUUCUCUACGAGCACGAGGCCAACAUGCUGCGCGAGAAGCUGCGGAGAAUGGAGGAGCAGAGCAACAUGAUGGCCCGAGAGCGAGAAAUGAGGCGGGAAGAGGAGCGCAGACGUGAAGAAGAGAGGCGUCGCCGUGAAGAGGCCCUCUUCCAACAGCAGCGGCAAGAAGAAGAGCUGCGCUCCCGACGACGGGAAGAAGAAUUUCGAGGAGGUGUGCCCCCACCACCACCACCUCCUGGAUUGUUGGCAAUGGCUGCCUAUGAAAGUGGAUAUCGCGACGGGGCACCGCCAGGGGGAACUGCAGCUGUGCGGCAGUCCCGGUUUGACCAAGGCGGACAAGGGAGUCCCGGCCAGCAGCCACCACAGCAGUCGAUGGGGGUCAUGAACGGCACUCGAAGCGCGCCUGCCGCCCUCCGGGACAUGAUGAUGCGCAGAGAUGCUCUGGACCGCGGUGAUUAUGACAUGGAAGCCAAGCGCGCACGUCGCUACUAGUAAACGAGGAUCUCGGUGCUUCAAGCAUGCCACUGCACUGCCCUGGCUGCUGCCAGCUCCUUCGGCAGUAGUGGAGAAGCACCAAAUGGUCUUUCGAAGCAUCCACACAUUUAAUCGUGUAAGCAUGAAAAUGUCAUUGCGUUGUUCGAUGUCCACAUUGCCAAUAAAUAGAGCUUGUGUCGUA
This is a messenger RNA of Rhipicephalus sanguineus (brown dog tick), 1651 nucleotides long. RefSeq names its product splicing factor, proline- and glutamine-rich. The record is from RefSeq and is a predicted model, not a curated record. Gene Ontology annotation, molecular function: RNA binding. Lineage: Eukaryota; Metazoa; Arthropoda; Arachnida; Ixodida; Ixodidae. The transcript has 7 exons. Gene Ontology annotation, cellular component: nucleus. Gene Ontology annotation, biological process: regulation of DNA-templated transcription. Bases 46 to 1467 code for a protein of 473 amino acids.